Molecule: messenger RNA, 906 nt
Organism: Exophiala spinifera
Lineage: Eukaryota; Fungi; Ascomycota; Eurotiomycetes; Chaetothyriales; Herpotrichiellaceae
Product: urate oxidase
Exons: 2
Coding region: 1-906 (301 amino acids)
Biological process (GO): purine nucleobase catabolic process; urate catabolic process
Cellular component (GO): peroxisome
Molecular function (GO): urate oxidase activity
Source: RefSeq, a predicted model, not a curated record
AUGGGUUACCUUUCAGCAGCGCGCUAUGGCAAGGACAAUAUCCGCCUCUACAAGGUUGAGCGCGAUGAAGCUACAAAGACACACACUGUGUACGAGAUGACUGUUUGUGUCUUGCUGGAAGGAGAGAUUGACCCUUCCUACACUGAAGCAGACAACAGCGUCGUGGUCGCGACCGACUCGAUGAAGAACACCACCUACAUCCUGGCCAAACAGAACCCUAUCCACCCACCGGAGCUCUUCGCUUCCACCCUGGGAAACCACUUCAUUCAAAAGUACAAGCACAUCCAUGCUGCGCACAUCAGCAUCGUCCAGCACCGAUGGACGCGCAUGACCAUCGAUGGAAAGCCACACCCGCACUCCUUCUUCCGGGACGGCAAUGAAAAGAGAGUGGUGCAAGCAGACAUCUUCGAGGGGAAGGGCAUCGAGAUCCGCUCCGGAAUCUCUGAUUUGCUCGUGCUCAAGAGCACUGGGUCUGAAUUCCACCACUUUGUCCGAGACGAAUUCACUACCCUGCCGGACGUGUACGACCGCAUUCUGAGCACGUCUGUGGACGCUGGCUGGAAGUGGUCGACUUUCUCUGGCCUCGAUGUGGUCAAGAAGGCAACGAGCAAAUUCGAUGAGACUUGGUCCAAGUCCAGGGAGAUCACCUUCCGACUCUUUGCUACAGAGGAGUCUCCUAGCGUUCAAAACACCAUGUACAAGAUGGGCCAGGAGAUCCUCGCGGCACAACCUCUUGUCGCCGCUGUUGAUUACUCGCUGCCUAACAAGCACUACUUUGAAAUUGACCUGAGCUGGCAUAACGGACUCAAGAACACCGGCAAGGACGCUGAAGUCUACGCACCACAAUCCGAUCCCAAUGGUCUGAUCAAGUGCACGGUUUCGCGCGAAGUGAAGGCCAAGUUGUAA